UCUAGUUUCUGAUUGAACUUCAUGCUUCAGUAAAGAAACGGGUAGAUUUCUGAAAAGGCCUUAGAGCAUCUGAAGCUCCUCUUUGCUUCCUAGGUCCUUCUCCCCUGACAUCAGUUCUGGGCUUCCACAUUACAGAACUCUAGGGGCACCAUUCACACCACGCCGUGAGAGUAACCAUUUCUGAGGUUGUCCCUGUGAAUAGAAUUACAGUUUCUUAUGUGGUUUUCUGAUGUAGUUGGGAGUUCUAUGUCUGCCUCACUCACUGGUCUUUAAUUGCUAUUAUAUUAAUCUUUGUGAUUUUUGUUCUUUUCCACAUGAGCUCUCUUCCUGUGGUUUGAGACUGGAGCAGGGAAGUUACUUAGGAAGGUUUUGCAGUAGGACCACAAGUGAUGGUGAUGGAAAGGAGAGAAUGGGUGAAAGAUAUUUGUGGUCUUUAGUGUGGCCUUCAUGAUCUGGUCCCUGCAGCUUCAUCUCCCAUGUGUGACCUCGUUCAUACCACAGAAAGUCUUCGGAAAUCAAAAUUAUCUGCUCUGAAAGCUGAAAAAGAAAGUGCCAAUUUUGAUUUUAUUUUGGAACCUUAUAAACUUGAAAAUGCAAGAUUGAUCAGGGAAAAUAAUGAAUUAUACCUGGAAUUAAUGAAACAGAGAGAACAAUCAGACCAACACAUUAAAGAGUUGAAAACUACAUUGAAGAAGUGUGCACGUGAAACAGCUGAUCUCAAAUUUCUAAAUAACCAGUAUGUUCAUAAAGUCAAACUUUUGGAGAAAGAGAGCAAAGCUAAAAAUGAAAAAAUUCAACAACUCCAAGAAAAGAAUUUGCAUGCUGUAGUGCAAACUCCAGGUGGCAAGAAAAGGAGUAUUGCUUUCAGGCGCCAGCGUAUGCAAAUUGACGAACCAGUCCCUCCCUCUGAAGUCAGUUCAUAUCCAGUGCCUCAGCCAGAAGACCCUUACAUUGCAGACCUCCUGCAGGUGGCUGAUAACAGAAUUCAAGAACUUCAACAGGAAGUCCACCAGUUACAAGAAAAAUUAGCAAUGAUGGAAAGUGGACUGAGAGAUUAUAACAAGCAGAUUGAGCUAAGAGAGCGAGAGAUAGAACGACUGUCGGUCGCAUUGGAUGGUGGUCGCUCCCCUGACAUCCUCUCUCUGGAGACUAGAAAUAAAACCAAUGAAAAGCUUAUUGCUCAUUUAAAUAUUCAGGUUGACUUUCUUCAGCAAGCUAAUAAAGACCUGGAGAAGCAUAUACAAGAGCUUAUGGAAACCAAGGAAACAGUAACAACUGAAGUUGUUAAUUUAAGUAACAAAAAUGAAAAACUCUGCCAAGAAUUAACUGAAAUAGACCAGUUAGCACAGCAGUUGGAAAGACAUAAAGAAGAAGUACUUGAGACUGCUGAUAAAGAACUUGAGGAAGCAAAGAAAGAGAUUAAAAGAAAACUCUCUGAAAUGCGGAAUCUUGAAGAAACAAUGGCAAAACUUCAGCUGGUGAGUAGAUGUCAUAUUAAAGUGCCAGAGUUUUUGGAAUUAAACUUAUGCCAUAAAGAAAAGGAGAGACUGAAUGAUGAACUCCUUAUAAAAUCAGACCUGGAAACUGUUGUUCAUCAGCUUGAACAAGAAAAGCAACGACUUUCCAAAAAAAUUGAAAGUUUUGCAGUUACAGAAAGAGAACUUACUUUGGAAGUUGAGAGAAUGAGACUAGAACAUGGAAUAAAACGUCGAGACAAGUCACCUUCUCGUUUAGAUACUUUCCUGAAAGGUAUAGAAGAAGAACGAGAUUUUUAUAAGAAAGAGCUAGAAAGACUCCAGCGUAUAAUACAGCGAAGAUCUUGCUCUACAAAUUAUUCUGCACGUGAAAAAAUUCCAGGAUUUAAAACGCUAGAAAAGGGUGAUUACAAUUCAGAAAUUCAUGUGAUCACAAGAGAAAGAGAUGAACUUCAACGUAUGCUGGAAAGAUUUGAAAAAUAUAUGGAGGAUAUACAAUCCAAUGUUAAAUUAUUGACAGCAGAAAGAGAUAAACUAAGUGUCUUAUAUAAAGAGGCUCAGGAAGAAUUAUCUGCUCUAAGACAAAAAUCUACCCAAACCACAGUCCCCCAUAAUAUUGUUAGUCUCAUGGAAAAGGAAAAAGAACUUGCAUUUUCUGACUUAAGAAGGAUUACGGCAGAAAAGGAAGCUUUAAAAGAAAAGUUAAAAAAUCUCCAGGAAAUGAAUCUUUUUGGAGCAUCAGAAUUAGAGAAAACUAUUCAACAUUUGACAUGUGUUAAUCACCAGCUUGAAAGUGAAAAAUGUGAAUUAAAGUCUAAAAUGUUAAUAAUGAAAGAAACAAUAGAAUCAUUAGAGAACAAUGCACUACUCCAAGCUCAAAAACUUAGCCAUGUGGCUGGUGACUCAUCUCAUCAGAAAACAGAGAUGAACUCACUUAGGAUAGUAAAUGAGCAGCUACAGCGGUCAGUUGAUGAGUAUCAGCACCGACUUUCCAUAAAAAGAGGUGAACUUGAAUCAGCCGAAACACAAAUUAAAAUUCUGGAGGAAAAAAUAGGUAAACUACACCUUAAGAUGACUUCACAGGAUGAAGAGGCUCAUGUAAUGAAAAAGACCAUUGGAGUCAUUGAUCAGGAAAAAGAUUUUCUUCAGGAGACUGUAGAUGAGAAGACAGAAAAGAUUGCAAACUUGCAAGAAAACCUAGCUAAUAAAGAAAAAGCUAUUGCUCAGAUGAAGAUAACAGUCUCAGAGUAUGAAUCAUCUAUGAACCAGCUAAAGGAAACAUUGAUGAAUCGGGACCGUGAGAUCAGCAGCCUCCGGCGCCAGCUUGAUGCAGCUCACAAAGAACUUGAUGAAGUAGGAAGAUGUAAAGAAGUGUCCUUUAAGGAAAACAGAAGAUUGCAAGAUGAUCUGGCUACAAUGGCAAGAGAAAACCAGGAAAUCUCAUUGGAAUUAGAAGCAGCAGUGCAAGAAAAAGAAGAAAUGAAGAGUAGAGUUCAUAAUUACAUAACUGAGGUGUCACGAUGGGAGAGCUUAAUGGCUGCCAAGGAAAAAGAAAAUCAAGAUUUGUUAGAUAGAUUUCAGAUGCUUCAUAACCGUGCUGAAGACUGGGAAGUUAAAGCCCAUCAAGCUGAGGGAGAAAGCAGCUCGGUUCGACUGGAACUCCUUUCUAUUGACACGGAGAGGAGACACCUUCGAGAAAGAGUGGAUCUAUUGGAAAAAGAAAUUCAGGAGCACAUAAAUGCACAUCAUGCCUAUGAAUCUCAGAUCUCAUCAAUGGCAAAAGUGGUAUCUAGAUUAGAAGAAGAGCUGAGACAUCAAGGAGAGGAGAAAGCAGCAGUAUUAAAUGAUAUGUCAUCUCUUAGAGAACUUUGCAUAAAGCUUGAUUCUGGGAAAGAUAUUAUGACCCAGCAAUUGAAUUCCAAAAACCUUGAGUUUGAGAGGGUCGUGGUGGAAUUAGAAAAUGUAAAAUCAGAAUCAGACCUGUUAAGAAAACAAUUGUCAAGUGAGAGACAUACAAUUAAAAACCUUGAAUCAUUGUUGGCUACAAAUAGAGAUAAAGAAUUUCAUUCUCAUUUAACCUCCCAUGAGAAGGAUACAGAAAUUCAGCUACUAAAAGAGAAGUUAAGCCUUUCGGAAAGCAAAUUAAAUAGUCAAAGCCGGGAAAACACCAUGCUUCGGGCUAAAGUGGCACAGUUACAAACAGAUCAUGAUGCUCUGAAAAGGCAGAUUUCAGCUGAAAGAUAUGAACGAGAACGAGCAAUCCAAGAGAUGCGUCGCCAUGGUCUUCCCACACCACCCCUCAGUUCUACUCUGAGGUCUCCUUUACAUUCUCCUGAAGACGUGAACUGAGAAUUAUCAGAAAGAAUGAUGACUUUCAAUGAGUUUGCUAUAUGGAUUUCUUUAAAGGACAGAACAGUAAUGAAAUAUUUGAAGUACUUGUUUCUGAAAAUCAUGAACAUUGACACAGAUUCUACCUCGGUCAACUUUUAUUUAAAUCAGUGAAUAUUUAUGUAAAAAAUUUGGUUUGAAAGAGCUGAAUGUGUAUAUUUUCAUAUAUAUAACAGAACAAAAUAUGUAUUAAUAGUGCUAACUAAUAUCUGUAUUUUUUAUUAUUCCUGACUUAAAUUACUCCUCAAAGUGUGUUUAUACUGUGAAUUAGUAUAAUGUAUUGUUCACAUUAUGCUUUAAUAAUCUUUUUCUUAAUGAGCCGUGAUAUAUAUAUGUAAAUAUUCUUACAUACUUGUUUUCAAAGUGUUUUUAGUUUUCAUGCCUGUGUUUAUAACCCAUAUCUUUUUCACAUUCACAAAGUAUUAUCAACUUUGAUGGUAUGUUGUCACACUUAACUUUUUUCUUCUGAAUGUAAAAUUAAUUAUUCACCAAUUUGCUGUCUGUCAUCGAGGGGAAUAUAUUCAGGUCUAUUCUUAUAACAGCAGAGGUCUUGAUAAAAUAAUAAUUACCAUAUGUGAUUUGUUAUUGCCAACUAGAAGAACGGUGAUGGCAAAGAUACGUUUAUGUGUUAUAUACAAAAUUAUAUCAUUUUGGCUAUCACAUGUAAUACAAAUUCUAUCAAAUCAAAAUAAAGCUAUGUUCAGAUUUUUGUAAAUCAAUAGAACAGAAAUUAGGGACACUUUUCAGUAAAUAAAAUUCCUCACUAUAUUAAUCUAAAAUUUCAGAGUAUAAAAAUAGAUGGGGUAAAUUUUGUUAAAAUUCUAAUAUACAUUCAAUAAUAUCAAUUUUUUUGCUUCUAAACCUGUAUGUUGUAAUUUAUGAGUCUUCCAGAACAGUAUGUAAACACUGAACUGUGGCAUAUUAAAUAGAAAACAACUUUUUACAAUUAAUAUACAAAGUUGUAAUUUUUAAGAAUUUAGAUAUAUACGUAUAUUAGUAGAAGAACAGAAGUACAAAACAGAAUGCCAGAUACAAAAACUAAUCGUGUUUGAACCAUAACCAUUUAAAGAAAAUCCUCUUCUUAAUAGAUUUCAUUAUGAUUGCAAAAGAACUUAAAAACUACAUAGGAAAGUGGAAGACCAACUAUUUAUGAUACAUGUUGUUUCCUCCUGUGGUUUAAUGAAGUGGAGUGUAUGUGUGUGUGUGUUUGUGUGUACCUGGGGGUGGGCAGUGCUCUUUUUCUAAAACUAAUAUGCCUUAUAUGUUCAGGUUAUGCCCUUUGCAAUAAUUCAGUGUGUGUUUGGUGUGACAUGGCUUACUUUUCCACCAUCUUUGUAAUUUUAUGUAUUCCAUCUGCUUUGUGUGAAUUCGUGUAUUAUAGCAAAAUACAAGAGAAAUGGAUCUAUUUGCGAUGUCAUAAGGAAAAUCUUUUAAUAAACAUGUAAAUAAAAUAAAAAAUAUUUGUCCCCACCUUUUCCCCCAAAGCAACAGCAAGAACUAUUUUGAUAGAUGUUUUAUUUUUAAUGUUUUCUAUAAUUAAAAAAUGUGUAGCUUGCCAUAAUUAUUUUCAUAACCAUGAUACUACAAUUUUUUAAAAAUUAAUUUUAUCUUAAAAUACUGAAUGUUCUGACCUUUUAUAGAUGUUUUUAAUUUGUUUUAAAUAAUUUUAAGUUAUAGAGCUUGACACAAAUUUUCUAAUAAACUUUCCAGUCAAUUUA
Molecule: messenger RNA, 5581 nt
Organism: Equus caballus (horse)
Lineage: Eukaryota; Metazoa; Chordata; Mammalia; Perissodactyla; Equidae
Source: RefSeq, a predicted model, not a curated record